UGAGCCCAUCCAAAGUUACUUCUUCCCGCCUUCCCCUCCCCCCAAUUUUUGUUUUAGGGUUUUGAUCUCUGAAUCCUUCCCUCCAUUCGCUUCCCUUCACGCCGGAUCGCCACGGUCGCGCCAGGGCUCCGGCCGAGAAUGCACAUCAAGGAGAUAUGCCUCGAGGGGUUCAAGUCCUACGCCACCAGGACGGUGGUCUCCGGCUUCGAUCCCUUCUUCAACGCCAUCACGGGGCUAAAUGGCUCUGGGAAGUCCAACAUACUCGACUCCAUCUGCUUCGUCCUGGGCAUCACCAACCUGCAGCAGGUCCGGGCCACCAACCUCCAGGAGCUCGUCUACAAGCAGGGCCAGGCGGGCAUCACCAAGGCCACCGUCUCCAUCGUCUUCGACAACUCCGACCGGUCUCGGAGCCCGCUGGGGUAUGAGGAUUGCCCCGAGAUCACGGUCACUCGACAGAUUGUGGUUGGGGGAAGGAACAAAUACCUCAUCAAUGGGCAUCUUGCUCAGCCUUCCCGUGUGCAGACCCUUUUCCAUUCUGUGCAGCUUAACGUCAACAACCCACAUUUUCUCAUAAUGCAAGGGCGAAUCACGAAAGUCUUGAAUAUGAAACCUCCUGAAAUUUUAUCAAUGCUGGAAGAAGCUGCCGGCACAAGAAUGUAUGAAAUGAAAAAGGAGUCUGCUCUGAAGACACUUGACAAGAAGCAAAGCAAAGUAGCUGAGAUAGAUAGGCUUCUUGACCAAGAGAUUCUUCCUGCUCUUGAGAAGCUUAGAAAAGAGAGGAUGCAAUACAUGCAGUGGGUCAAUGGCAAUGCAGAAUUAGAUCGGCUCAAGAGAUUUUGUAUUGCUUAUGAAUUUGUCCAGGCAGAAAAGAUACGAGAUAGUGCUGUCAAUGAGGUGGGUCAAGUUAGGAAAGAGAUGGCUGAAGUGGAUAAAGACACUGAAAAAUUGAAAUCUGAGAUACAAGAGAUGGAGAAGAAAAUAUCUAUCUUGACUGCUGAUAAAGAGGCAAAACUAGGUGGUGAUAUGAAGGCUUUGUCUGAGAAGGUGGAUAUUCUUUCUCGAUCUCUUGUGAAAGAAACUUCUGCAAUGACUAACCAAGAAGAGUCUUUGAAAACUGAGAAAAAGGCUGCAGAAAAGAUCAUUAACAACAUUGAAGAGAUCAAAAUGACAAAAGCUGAGAGAGAUGCUGCAGUGAGAAAAUCUGAGGAAGGUGCGACUGAUCUGAAAAAGAGAGUGGAAGGUUUAUCUAAGAUUUUGGAAGACUCUGAGAGAGAAUAUCAGGGUGUUCUAGCUGGCAAGAGUAGUGGAAAUGACGAGAAAUGCCUUGAAGAUCAACUAAGGGAUGCUAAGGCUGCUGUUGGACUUGCUGAAUCAGAGUUGAAGCAACUAAAUACCAAAAUUGGUCACUCUGAGAAGGAGCUGAAAGAGAAGAAGGGUCAACUGUUAGCAAAAUGUGACGAAGCUGCUGCUGUAGAAAAUGAGCUAAAUGUUAGGAAGAAGGAUUUGGAAGCCAUUAGAUCAGCCAUGGGUUCUAUUUCUUAUGAAGAUGGCCAGAUGGAAGCCCUACAAAAGGAUCGAUCUGCUAAGUUAGAGAUGAUUCAGAAGCUGAAGGACGAAGUCCGUGUUCUUUCAGGAAAGCUUGCAAAUGUUCAGUUCACUUACCGUGACCCUACUAAGAAUUUUGAUCGUUCAAAGGUUAAAGGUGUUGUUGCAAAGCUUAUUAAAGUGAAAGAUGCUUCCACAAUGACUGCCUUGGAGGUUGCUGCCAGAGGCAAGCUGUUCAAUGUUGUUGUAGACACAGAAUAUACUGGGAAACAGUUACUUGAAUAUGGAGAGUUGCGGAGAAGAGUAACAAUUAUACCCCUUAAUAAAAUUCAAAGUCACAUUGUUCCUCAACGAGUCCAACAAGCAGCUGCUAGACUAGUUGGAGAGAAAAAUGCUCAAUUAGCUCUACUUUUGGUUGGAUAUGAUGAUGAAGUGAAGAAUGCUAUGGCUUAUGUGUUUGGGUCCACAUUUGUUUGCCAAAGUAUUGAUGCUGCAAAGGAGGUUGCCUUUAAUCGGGAUACCAGUGUUCCUAGUGUGACUCUUGAAGGUGACAUUUUUCAGCCUAGUGGUCUUUUGACUGGUGGAAGUCGCAAAGGUGGAGGUGAAUUGCUAAAACAGCUUCAUGCAUUAGCUGAGGCUGAAUCAGAACUCAACAUUCAUCAAAGAGGGCUGUCAGAAAUUGAAGGAAAGAUUGCUGCCCUAGUGCCUUUGCAAAAGAAGUAUGUUCAACUCAAGUCUCAACUUGAACUGAAAUCAUAUGAUCUUUCGCUCUUUGAGAGCAGAGCUGAGCAAAAUGAGCACCAUAAGUUAGGUGAGCUUGUGAAGAAGAUUGAAGAAGAUUUGGAAGAAGCAAAGUUAAGAGUGAAAGAAAAACAACUUCAGCACAAGAAUUCUAUUUUGAUUGUCUCAACGCUUGAAAAAUCCAUCAAGGAAAAUGGAAAUCAGCGGGAGACUAGACUUAAGGAUUUGGAAAAAAAGAUCAAGUUACUGAAAUCCGAUAUGCAGUCUGCUUUAAGACAGCUAAAGGUUCAUGAAAGUGAGAAAGAGAAGAUUAUCAUGGAGAAAGAUGCAAUCCUGCAAGAGCUUGUUAUGUUGGAGAACCAAUUAGCUGCUUCAGAAACUCAGAUUCACACUCUCACUGAAGAGCUUGAUAAACAACGAAACAAGGUCAGUUCCAUCAAGCAGGCUUAUGAUCAAGCAGAGUCUGAGUUGAAUUUAAGUCGCUCAAAGUUGAAAGAAUGUGAUACACAAAUAAGCUGCAUUGCUAAAGAGCAACAGAACCUGCAACAGAAGCUUAGUGAUGCUGCAGUAGAGAGAAAGAAGAUGGAAAAUGAGGUAAAACGCAUGGAGAUAGAACAGAAAGAUUUUUCUUUGAAAGUUAACAAGCUACUUGAGAAACAUGGGUGGAUUGCUGCUGAGAAACAACUAUUUGGGAAGAGUGGAACUGACUAUGAUUUUUCAGCCCAUGACCCAAGUAAAUCUAGGGAGGAACUCGAAAAGAUGCAGGCUCAACAAUCUGGGCUUGAGAAGAGGGUCAACAAGAAGGUGAUGGCAAUGUUUGAGAAAGCGGAAGAUGAAUACAAUGAUCUAAUUUCAAAGAAAAAUAUUAUUGAGAAUGACAAGUCAAAAAUCAAGAAGGUGAUAGAAGAGCUGGACGAAAAAAAGAAGGAAACUCUGAAACUAACUUGGGUCAAAGUAAACGAGGACUUUGGAUCAAUCUUUAGUACCCUUCUACCAGGCACAACUGCUAAGCUAGAAGCUCCAGAAGGGUGCAGUUUCUUAGAUGGUCUGGAGGUUCGUGUCGCAUUUGGAAGUGUUUGGAAGCAGUCUCUCUCAGAAUUAAGUGGAGGACAGCGAUCUCUUCUCGCGCUUUCUCUAAUUUUGGCAUUGCUUCUUUUUAAACCAGCACCAAUUUAUAUACUUGAUGAGGUGGAUGCUGCUCUUGAUCUAAGCCAUACACAAAACAUUGGAAGAAUGAUUAAAGCCCAUUUUCCGCACUCCCAGUUUAUAGUGGUAUCACUUAAAGAGGGAAUGUUCAACAAUGCAAAUGUCUUAUUCCGGACCAAAUUUGUUGAUGGAGUCUCUACUGUUACAAGAACAGUUACCUCAAAGCAGAGAUGACCCUGUUAAUUUGUUGUGUUCUUUGCUGGUGCUCUUCUGGAUCACACUAUCUAUCUGACCACCAUCACUGGGGCAACUCUUUGAAUGUAAUGGAGAUUCAUUCCAACCCUGGUGACACCAGAGACCUCCAGGUUUCUCUUCCCUUUCCAUCUGCUGUCGUGUAAAUUAACUGUGCUGAUGCCUUUAGUAGUGUUGUCGCAACGUCGAUUAGCUGUAACACAUUAUUCAUGUAUGCACACCACUGAAUUAAAGAUGUUUCUACA
Messenger RNA from Musa acuminata AAA Group (dessert banana), 3929 nucleotides. Its product is annotated as structural maintenance of chromosomes protein 2-1. The transcript is spliced from 21 exons. Bases 139 to 3666 code for a protein of 1175 amino acids. Gene Ontology annotation, cellular component: chromosome. Gene Ontology annotation, biological process: chromosome organization. Gene Ontology annotation, molecular function: protein binding; ATP binding; ATP hydrolysis activity. The record is from RefSeq and is a predicted model, not a curated record. Lineage: Eukaryota; Viridiplantae; Streptophyta; Magnoliopsida; Zingiberales; Musaceae.